Molecule: messenger RNA, 2318 nt
Organism: Perca fluviatilis (European perch)
Lineage: Eukaryota; Metazoa; Chordata; Actinopteri; Perciformes; Percidae
Exons: 10
Coding region: 1-1884 (627 amino acids)
Source: RefSeq, a predicted model, not a curated record
AUGCUAAACCGCGCCCAGGCGUGGUUGAAAGAGGUGGGUCAGGACACGGUUCGGUUGGACUCAGGCACGUUUGAGAACUUCAGCUUCAAGCUACACUGCUGCAGACGCUGGUUGUUCUUUAUUAGGGGACCAGCAGUCAUCAAAGUGGAAGGAGGGUCUGAUGUCGUGUUACCCUGCUCUCUCAGCACCAAGGAGAACAUUGAGUUUAAACUCUUCUUUGACUGGAGGAAAGUUGCUCAGAAAGAUGAUGGUCUGAAGGAGGUGUUCAUGUAUGACGCAGGCAUUCAUUACAACAACGGUCUAGAUGGUCAGAGUGAAGAGUUCAAAGGUCGAGUCUCUCAUUUUCAAGAUGAACUGAAACACGGCAACACCUCCAUAAUCAUCAGGAAUACACAGAUAUCUGACAGUGGAGUCUACACCUGUGAUUUUCCUCGUCUUCAGCCACCUCAAACAUUCCCCAUUGAGCUUGUUGUUGGUGCAGCUUCAAAACCAUCUGUGACAUUACAGGAACUAACAACAUUCUGGGCGCUGCUGCAGUGUGAAGUUCAUGGCAAUCCAAAACCUAAAGUAGAGCUGCAGGACAGUGCUGGAAACACACUUCCUGCUGAGAAACCACAGACCUCAGAAAGAGGAGGCAGCUAUUACAUCACCCUUCAAACUACUGUGACCAAGACCGGCACCUAUCGCUGUGUAGCCACACAGGAGAAAAUCAAACAUGAGAUUUAUGCUGAGACCUCUGUGUAUAUCAGUGGGUUCUCCACUCUACUCAUUGUUGUUUUAGUUCUCGGCAUUGUUUUUCUGCUUGUUGCUGGUGUUCUGGCUGUUCUAGCUGUGCUUGUAUACAAGGGUUACAUCAUAUUAAAUCGGAAUAAAGGUAACACCAAGGACAUUCGGUCAAAAUUAUUUUUCUGGCUGAAACUUCCUCAGAAAACUGAUGGUGUUCAGAAUGUGUUCCUGUACGAUAAAGGUGAUCUUUACAGUGACGAGCGUCCAGGUCAGAGUGAGCAGUUCAAAGGUCGAAUCUCAUAUUUUACAGAUAAACUGAAACAAGGCAACGCCUCCAUAACCAUCAGAAAUACAACGUGGGCUGACAGUGGAGUCUACAGAUGUAUUAUUUAUCGAGAUCUUCAGAAACCUCAAAAAAUCUACAUUAAUCUUGUAGUUGAGCCAAAAGACAUCACAGUGAGAGAAGGCAGUGAUGUUACUUUACCCUGUUCACUCUGGCCCAAGGAGGACCUUCGGUUAACAAAGUUUAUCUGGAAGAACGUUUCCCAGAAACCUUAUGAUGAUCUGGAGGUGUUCCUGUAUGAUAAUGGUGAGCGUCCAGAUCAGAGUGAACAGUUCCAAGGUCGAGUCUCACAUUUUCCAGAUGAACUGGAACAAGGGAACGCCUCCAUAAUCAUCAGAAAUAUGACGUGGGAUGACAGAGGAGUCUACAGAUGUAGUUUUCCAUCAAUUCAGAGACCUCAAACGUUCUACAUUAAGCUUGAUGUUGAGCCAAAACUCAUCACAGUGGAAGAAGGCAGUGAUGUUACUUUACCCUGUCACCUCUCGCCCAACGAGGACAUUCGGGCAACACAGUUUAACUGGAAGAAACCUCGUGAUGAUCAGGUGUUCCUGUAUGAUAAUGGUGAUCUUUACAGUGACGAGCGUCCAGGUCAGAGUGAGAAGUUCAAAGGUCGAGUCUCACAUUUUCCAGAUGAACUGGAACAAGGCAACGCCUCCAUAAUCAUCAGAAAUACGACGAGGGCUGACAGUGGAGUCUACAGAUGUAGUUUUCCAUUAAUUCAUAAACAUAAACAAUUCCACAUUAAGCUUGUUGUUGGUUCAACUCCAGAGCCAAAUGAACUUCAUCCAUUAAUGAUAGAAGAAAUGCAUUGUUAAUGUCUGUGUUGCUGGAAACAUUUAUUUAGUUUUCAGUUAUUUUUUAUGCUUGUGUCAUUUCAAUCAGGAGAGACUUCGUUUGCAGAUAUGCAAACAUAUUUAUUUUACAACUGUAAUUGAGCAGAGUUGAAAGGCUGUGAUUGGCCCUUGAAUUUCAUGGCCAAGUCUGAUUGGUUUAACUGAAAGUGUCACUUCUAAACAGCUGAUUUGAUUUAAGAAUGAGUAGGUAGUGAUUGGGUUAAUGACAUCUUCCUGAAAGAGUUUGCGCUGAGCUUCAUAUCACAAAUAAUAGGCUCAUUGAUUUAGUCUUGCAGUUCUAGUUGAUUGUGUAACUGUGUGUAAGACUUGUACAGUAUUCCUGUUCCAGAGGUGUGUAGAGCAGAGAGGACCAGGUCAACAUGAUGAUGCUCUUGUAAGUCUUGUAUUUUUGUAUU